GUUCACUCGUUGAGAGGGAGACUGUCUGAAUUUUUUUUCUCCCUUCGUUAGCAAAAUGGCCGAUGUUCUAUGACCGCGGCAGACGUCUUCGAUCUAAUUCGUAAUGUCGCGUGUGAUUUGUAGGUAAAUAAACUUUCUAAAGUGCAAGUGUUUGUGUUGUUUAAAAGUGUACGGUGAUUGUGCAUUGGUUGUCACCUCAGUGCAUAGUUAUAGUGAACACACGUCAAUCAAUCCACAGUGUUUGUGUUUAGUGUCUUGUGCCUUGUUUUCUCGGAUAUCUUGACCAUAUCAUCAGUCUUGGAUUUAUGUUGCAUACGCCACGGUGAUGCAGAGCCCGGGAGCGGCUGGCGGCGACUCGCUGCUGACCGUCACCGUCGUCAGGGACGAACAUGGCUACGGGAUGAAGGUGUCAGGCGACAACCCGGUAUACGUCCAGUCAGUCAAAGAGCACGGGGCGGCGUGGCGCGCCGGCCUCCGCGCCGGGGACAGGAUCCUCAGGGUGGACGGGGUUCCAGUACAUCAUCACACGCACCAUAAGGUCGUCCUCAUGAUUCGAUCGAACCCGUCCACCGUGCUCACAGUGCAUCAGAACAUCCAGAGACAGAAGACUCCCAUCACCGCGCCAGUGCCUGUCAAUUCGGAGAAGCAGCGGCAGCUAGAGUGCUCGAAGGUGAACACGGUGCGGCUCAUGCUGCACAAUGAGAGACAGUUCAUCGCGCACUUAAAAAGCGAGCUCCAAAAGGUCCCGGACGUGCGUAAACAAGCUGAACUCGAGACGGCGGAGAAGCGAUGUGCGCAGCUGCAGAAGGAGAUUGACACUAUUGUUGCUGCUCAGCCUGAGGUACAGUCGUCGACCCCGCGCCCCAACCGCCACCGCGCCAGUCUGGACAAAGUGGACAAACUGGACAAAUCCGGCUCCCCCCCUACGCCCACCAACACCGGCUUUCUAUCCGGACUACCCAGGUCUUUGUCUAAUCUGACCGGACAGAGUUUGAGGAACUUGAGAGAGAGAAAGAACAAGAUUCAGCAGGAAAACACGCCUCCGUUGGUGCGACAGAAUUCGGAUGAGAGUAAUAAUCGAAAAAGGCAUAAUAAUACAGUUCCAAUUGUGCCGACUACAUGUCUGGAUAACAGUCCGCCGCCGCUGCCACCACGGUCGAUAAGAAACCCGUUAACCCCGAACACGACCCCGGUUAACCCGCUAGCGAAGCCAAAACCCUCAAGCAGUGUGACGUCAGUAUCGGCAACUCAAUUCUUCAAGGACUACAAAAACCCGAUGCACCAAUCUAUGCCGGCGUACAGAGAUAAUCCGCACCAAUUGAGAAGGUCGUCUCACUCCUUGGAUGGGGAUCUGGAAGGGCCGCAACCGAAUUCGAUCGCGUUGCAGAUGAGUUAUCCGCUGGUCAAUGCCCCGCCGCCGCCAUUGCAGAUGGACACGCGCGGCGCGCCGGUGCUGCACGUGCGGAGCCAGUCCUCGCCCGAGCAUCUGGAGCACAGCGUGCAUAGGACGGCUACAGAAGAAGUGUGUCCAGAGCUGUGGGAGCGCUCCCCGCCGCCCGGCACGCCGCCGCCGCCAUACGCACAUAAUACACAGCCGUGUGCGGAUCCCCAAAGAGCCAUAAUUUCCAUGGAAGAAGAUGACCCGCCUUCUGAAAACUCAUCUUACUCCGGGUUAUUCUCAAACCUACGCACAGUACGAGAGUCUAAAGCAAGAUUUGCUGUUCUGUUGAACUGGCUACUUGGGGAACGAAGGUGCGCCUGCGCAGCGCUCCUCCUCCUCGUAACAGACGGGUACCGGGGCGCCUCCGUGCCAAUCUCGACCCUACGGCGCUGGGCAUACGAGAUACAGUCCACCUUCCUCACGCCUCACGCCGCGCUGAAGCUCACUCACGCCGACGAGCAGAUGGCUAAUGAUAUCGACCACAUACUGUUGCAUGAAUACGAGAAAGAAGAAAUCCUACGCAACGUCUUCCGCAAAGCCCGACAGAAGGCGAAGGAAGAACUAACGCAACAACUAGAAGAGUUCCAAGUGAAGAGACAAGUGGGCCUGGGGACUUUAUACGGACCUGAUGAUGCAGUGUUGCAUACCGCUAGUGUGGAUAAGGCUCAGGAGCAAGUAAUAGUGGAGCGCAUAACCCUUCAGCUGCUGCGCGGGCUGGCGGCCCCCGACUGCGCCACGGACGCGCGCGCCGCGCUCCUCGCCGCCGUGACCUGCGCCUGUACCGCCCUCGGAGCCCGGCCGGCAACACUAGCGGCGGCGGUGGGCGGAUCCCGACCUACAUUUCUACAGAGAGACAAGGUGUACAAGCAACGACUCAAGCAGUUGACCAAACAGAACCCGCAACCGUUCGUAGUCCGCGGCCACCACCUGCAACUCCAAGCCUUGACGUCAGUAGCUCACUGCCACGCCUGCGACUUACCAUUGUGGGGACUGGCGCCUCAAGCUUACGUGUGCACAGAUUGCAAUCUCCGCGUCCACCGCACCUGCACAAAAGCGGUCGAAGAGCCAUGUUGCCUCGACUCUGAGCACCACAACAAUAGGAUCUCGCGCUUUAUGGAGAGGAUACACCACAACAACACGACUAGCAAUCCAGAUUCGGGUGAGAAAAAAUCGCGCAAAACGUCCAGCACUGCGCAUUUUCUCAACAUGGAGAGAAGUGUCCGCAAGAUGGAAGACGAUUCGACGUGGGACGCGCCGCCGCAACACGCACCAGGCGAGGCGCGUCGCGAGGGCUCGGCAGAGGACGCAGCGGAUGCGGAGCCCGAGACCGACAGCAAGGAUGCCCCGGACAAGGAUAACAACUGGCGCACGGCGCCAUCUAGCGGUCGCGGCGUGAACCGCGCGGAGAGCUGCCGCGAGCGGGAUGCGCCGCGCCGCGGGAAGCACCGCAACGCCAGCGACCCCAACCGCCUCACCGCGCACAACCACCAUGACCUGGAGCCGGCGGGCGGCGCGGCGCCGUCGGGCAGCUCGAGCUCGUCCAGCCUGUCCUCGCGCAGCAACGAGAGCAACACCGCGCCUGCUGAACAACAAGCCGCCUCCCAAUCGGACUGGUCCGACGAGGAGGAGCCCCUGGCCGCGCAGUGGGCCGACAGCCUGCCUCCCCACGUGCUGGACUCGCUCACUCUGACGCCGAAGCAGAGGAAGCGGCAGGAGGUUAUACACGAGCUGAUAGUAUCCGAGCGGUCGCACGCGCGCUGGCUGAAGGUCCUGGACGCGGUGUUCCUGCGCGCGCUGGAGGCGCCGCCGCCGCCGCUGCCGCCCGACGAGCUGCGCGCGCUGUUCCCCAACCUUCCUGCUGUCAGAGAGCGCCACGGUCGCCUGUACGCGGAUCUGAAGGCGCUGCGGGCGGCGGGACACGUCGUGCAGAUACGACCCGUCGCCGAUGCUAUAUUGAAUACGCUGGGCGACCCGGGCUACGCGCCGUGUCUGUCCAAGUUCUGCCGCGGACAACGGAUGGCGCUAGAGGCGCUGCGAGAGAGACGGCGGAAGAGCAAGGAACUACACGCGUUACUAGCAUCCCGCGAGCAACUGCCGCUGUGCGGGAGACUGCAACUGAGGGACCUGCUGGCGUGCGUGUGGCAACGGCUCACCAAAUACCAGCUGCUCCUCGAGUCCCUCCUAGCGACAGUCACCAGCGGCGAGACCGAGGCCGACGCGGCGCGGCUGAGACUGGCUCUACACACUGCCAAGGAUGUUCUACAUACUGUGGACACUGCUGUGAGGACUGCUGAGAAUGAACACAGACUAAAAUCAAUACAAUCGAAGCUAGAAGUCCGGGCCAACGGCUCUGAAUGGGAAGAACUAAGAAGACUCGAUCUCACUCAACACACGCUACGUAUGGAAGGGGACCUCGCCAUCCGGAAUGACAGUAAUAAGAAGAUCAGCGUACUGGCACUCAUGCUAGAAGACAUCCUGGUCCUCCUUCAACGUGAAGGCGACAAGUUCGUGUUGAAGCCGGUGACGCAGCCGAGCCAGCAGGGGCUGCUGUCGCCGCUCAUACGGUGGGACAAGGUGCUGUUUCGUCCGAACGCCGCAGUACGCAAUGCCUUCUUCCUGAUGAACAUCAACGGAGUACAGAUGCACGAGCUGUCCACCAACACCUCCACUGAGUACACCACCUGGGUGAAGCACAUCCAGGACGCGCCGCUGGCCAAGCUCACGGACCUCAAGCCGCACGCGCCGCGACAAGCCGAGGAUAGCGGUACAAACGUCUCCCGCAACCCAUCAGACGCAUCAGAAAAAUCCGAAAAGUCGGAAAAGAGCGACAAACUCGACAAAACAGACAUCCCAUCCCCACUACAGCCAGAAGAUACUUCCACCCCGGAGAGACAGCUGUCGAGAGAGAGGAGCGAGGAGAGAGAGAGGGAGAGAGAGAAGAGUGUGGAGGAUAGUAGAGGGAGGGAAGGGGGCAGUGAAGAGAGAGAGAGGGAAAGGCAUACCAGUCCCCGCCGCCCCACAGUGGGCCGCAUAUCCACAGUCGCCCGCUCGCCGCCCCCCCUCGAGCAGGUGCUAGUGGCGCCCCCGCUGGCCCACACCUGCCAUGUGCCCGUCACCGAGUAUACUAGCGAUGAGCGCCUCCGCCGCCUGGACCGCCUCAUCGCGUCCGCCCUCGCGGCCAAGGCGUCCAUAGUAGGCGCCCUGUUGGACGCCCCAGCCGGCGCCAUGACACAUCUAGCUGACAUCGCGAGGGCAGAUACACUGUGUGAUACAGACAUAGCCUCAGAGCUGCGCGCCACCCGCCUCGACCGCAGCAGCAGUGUGGAGGAGGACAUGCCUGAACCUGACGUGGAUAAUAUACACCCGCUACUGUUGACUGCUUAUGCACAAGCGACGGAGCUAACCGAAACACUUUCGGGCGCUCUCCGCGUGAGUCCCGCGCGACUCAUGCGCGCGCGCCGCGGCCGCUGCGACCAGUGCGCGCCCAUACACGAGCCACCCCCGCCGCCGCCCCUGGAGCAGCCAAUCACGGACGUGGACCAAUCAGCGGAGUCGCUCGGCACCAGCAAGGACGCCUCCUUCGACAUGCUGAGUGAACUGGCCAAUAUGGAGGGCGAACGCAGCUUUAUUGACCCAGACGACUCCGCCUCCACCCUAGCCACUCGCCUGCUGCCGGUCUCGGCCGGACUGCAGGCCGCCCUGUCGCGCCUGCUGGUGGCCACGCCGCUCGCCGCGCAGCGACACGUCGCGACUAGGAGCCAGCUCACUGUCGCUAGUGAGAACCAGUGCCGGUUGAGGACUAAACACCAAAUGUCACAAGAGAUGAAUAUUCCUGACGACGAAGCGGAGGAGACAAUACAAGACCAACCCAGUAACGGGGGUUGAUGACCUCGACGAGACGGACGAGACUCGACCCGGCGACCGCGAGGCAACCCUCAACCACUGAGCCCACGCGGCUAUUUGAUUCAAUAUCCAAGACUAAUCGAUCUUACACCUUCAACUGUUCAGUUAAAGGCGAAAUUUCAUUGAAGGGGGUUAAAAUUGUACUUUUUUUAUGAAUGGAUUUGAUAUGGCUGGCCCAGUACCACUUUGUUAUGUAAUAAAAAGAUUUGUGUAUUAAAAGUAUGGCCGUUCAGUCUUUUAAGUUUUUCUUACACUUUAGUAGAUUGAAAAGUAAUCGUAUCAAAAUUAAAUUUUGUAAUUGUAUUUUUUUGGAAAAUCUAAUAAGUUUUUAAGUGUCGUAACUAAAAUAGAAUAAAAUGAACCGUUGUAUAUUUGUAAUAAUUGUUUUUUUCUCUACUAGAAUUCUCUUUCUGUAAGUAAAAAAAAUCUUAGAUUAAAAAGUAUAUAAAAAUAUUAUUUUAAUAUUCCAUGUACGUAAUUUAUGUAGGUAUGUGAUCCACAUAAGUAUAAUGCACAGAUAAGUUUUUUAAUGUUUAAAAUUAAGUUAUAUUUUUGUUAAAUGUACAUAAAUAUAUGUUUUAGAUUAGCUAUGGAUGUGUGGAGGAAAGCAAGUGGAUAAAAUAUAUAACAACUUUGAAUAAAUGAAACAGAAUAUAUACAAUAAUUUUGUAUGUAUAUUUGUAGAACUUUUGAAAUUAUUAGUAAGUAUUAUAUUGGACAAUACAAUUUAUCAUUUCGAAAUUGUAUUUAUUGGUAUUUUUAUUAAAAAAUCAUGUAAUACUUACUUUCCAUAUAAAACUAAUUUCGGUCAAAUAAUUAUAUGAUAUACAAUACAAUCCUAUGUAAGUGCCCUAAGAACAUUGUACCUUAUUACAUGCCAUAUUUACUAGUUAUAUACAAAAGCGUGGAACGACAAAAUAUACUGAAUGUAUGCUGUUUAAUCUAUAAAUACUAAUGCACGUCCCUCUAUAAAACCAUAAUGUUAAUAUUUUUUUAUAUUUCUUCCAUUAUUGAUAAUUUUUACUAAUAGUAAUGAAUAAAGAAUGUUCUUCUAAGCAGCAUAUAAGUAAGCUUUUUCAUAUAUAUCCACAAAAUAUAAUUAUGGAUUAAACAGCAUAUUGAUAAUAUAUAUUUCCGCAUACCUAAAAUAAUAUAAUUAAGUAUGUAAUAUAAAAAAAAGAAUGUUCCACUGUUGUACCACACCGCUUUUGAUGAUUGUUAUUAUAAUUAUACCUAAUAUAUACAUUAUAUACAGGCGUAACACAUAAAAAGCUUAUAUAUUUUAUACCUUAGGCUAGGCUUAGACCAAAUGAAAACCCAUCCACUAUUCCCAAUAUAUAAAUUUGUAUAUGUUAUAUGUAACUACUAUAUAAAGAGCUUUGUAAUUAAGAAUAUUAUACACAUUGGCAAUUUUGUAUAAGGAUGUGAUGGAAUAUGUAGCACAUUUCAACAGAUAUAAUAAUUAAGCACAAAAUUCAAUGCACUUGAUUUCAUGUCAGUAAAUACUUUAAACAUAUUAUUGAUAUUGAUAAGAUAGGUACUUCCUACAUUUAGAUUUACACUAUUUAGAUGUCAUCACGACCCAUUACGUCCCCACUGCUGGGGCACGGGUCUCCUUCCAAUGAAGGAAGGGUUUAGGCCUAGUCCACCACGCUGGCCAAGUGCGGGUUGGUGGACCCCAACACAGGCAAGCUUGUGCUUAGAGAGUUGUCGGAUAAGUGGGCAACCCGACUGUCAGAUGUUUUCAAGCCACCCGAAGGCCUCUGACUAGGCUUAACGACUGCUGCCGAAGCAGCAACCGGGACCCACGGCUUAACGUGCCGUCCGAAGCACGGAAGCGUCCAGAAAAGCACCACUUGAAAUUGGUCACCCAUCCAAUGGCUGACCGUGUCAGUUGUUGCUUAACCUCAGCGAUCAGUUACGAUCACUGAGGCCCGCUCGACUACGGACGCUAUUUAGAUGUAUUUUUAAUUAUUCAUUUCAUAACACACUUGCGUAAUUUUCAAAUUAAUUAAUUAUAAUUCAGAACUUUCAUCAGGAAUACCACGUAUAAACUAUGGUUUUUGGUGUUGGGACUUGAUUCUGUUGCAGAGUUAGCAAUAUCGGGACUCUAUGAUCAAUAAUUAAAUAUAUGCUAUUUAUUUAUGAACUCUAAAAGUUUAUAACUGUAAGUACAUGUUUUUUUUCUCUUUUGAAUUAAUAACAAUAAUAUUCCAUCACUUCCUACGCUUUAAUCACUGUCUACGGCAUAUUACUAUUAUGGCAUAUAAAUAAUAUAGAGGUAUCAGUACAUACCAUUACAUAAACUGUA
This is a messenger RNA of Plutella xylostella (diamondback moth), 7655 nucleotides long. It is a transcript of the gene RhoGEF2, whose product is annotated as Rho guanine nucleotide exchange factor 2. The record is from RefSeq and is a predicted model, not a curated record. Lineage: Eukaryota; Metazoa; Arthropoda; Insecta; Lepidoptera; Plutellidae. Gene Ontology annotation, cellular component: cytoplasm. Gene Ontology annotation, biological process: G protein-coupled receptor signaling pathway. Gene Ontology annotation, molecular function: G protein-coupled receptor binding; guanyl-nucleotide exchange factor activity.